Messenger RNA from Topomyia yanbarensis, 1176 nucleotides. RefSeq lists its product as uncharacterized. Bases 1 to 1176 code for a protein of 391 amino acids. The transcript is spliced from 8 exons. NCBI's taxonomy places the organism in Eukaryota, Metazoa, Arthropoda, Insecta, Diptera, Culicidae. The record is from RefSeq and is a predicted model, not a curated record.
AUGAAAACUAAACUGAUCAAGGCAAUCCAACGAAUUCAGAAAAAACUAAUGAUCGAGCCUAUUGUUGAAGAAGUGGUCGAAGAAAUAAAAAUUGGAGAACUAAGAGAAUUAGAGAACGACAGUGAUGAUACAGAUGAAGAGAGCGAAUCAAGAGCGAAAACAAGGAUGGAAACUGAAGACCAAAAUAAUCCCUACAGAGGAAUCAAAGUUGAAAAGGUUAUCAACAUCGACAAAGUAUUCAAGAAAACGUGUGAUGGCAGGGCUGUGAUGGAAACUUUAAAGAGCGCUGGGAAAGCAGAUGAUAGAACCCUUUCAAAAAUUAAUAAAGUUCUGUGUGAAUUUCUAAGAGCAAAUUAUGGAGUAAGACCAUCGUCAUUCUACAAAAACAUGACGGCUUUAUCUCUAGUCGAAUCAUAUCCACAAUUGCGUUCGUCUACUCCCGACAUACCGCAAGCUUUAUGGUUUCAUGCGCAUGCUCGAGGAAAAAAUCGCCAUACCGGAAGAAUCCAUUACCAUUUGGAAUACCUUGUGCGUAAAUCGAAUGACCGAAUCAUCCAAAGAACCAAGAAUGGUCUCGAGCAGUCAGCAACAACUGAGCAUAGCAAGCAACAGGAUAUUAUUGUUGAUGACGCAGUUAAUAUUCAAGAUAUGACUACUGAACUAAAAUUCAUUUACCCUAGUCCAAAUACACGAGCACGAAUAAUGGAAUUGUGGGCUGAAACAUUCACCGAUCGUGAUGUGUACCGUAAGAACGGUUUUUUCGAUCAAUAUUUGCGGGAAUAUCCUGUGACUGCUAGCUUUGAUGGAGAAAUGAUAACACUUGAUUUCCAACGCAUGUUUCCGAACGCACCUGAUUUUUGGACGGAAUUCGAUUUGAUGCAAGCAAAAGUUCUGCGUGCCUAUCCAGAUUUGUUGAAACAUAUUACGAAUAAUGAUAUCAGAACACUGGGAAUCAUUCGCUUGAAAAACCCUAGUCGGGGAAUGAAGAGAAAUCGUAACACAAGCCAUUCAAAAGACAAUCCGUUGAUGGGAAUCGUGGAAUGGAUACAAGCUGAUGAUCCAAUUCCACAAACAAUGGAAGACAAUCCUAUGCUCUACAUUCGGGGAGAGUUUCCCGACGAUGGCGGCAUUGGCAUUGUCGCUUGGAAAAGCACGGAAAUAACCAUCGAACCUUAA